Molecule: messenger RNA, 927 nt
Organism: Synchiropus splendidus (mandarinfish)
Lineage: Eukaryota; Metazoa; Chordata; Actinopteri; Syngnathiformes; Callionymidae
Product: glutamine synthetase-like
Exons: 5
Coding region: 145-927 (260 amino acids)
Cellular component (GO): cytoplasm
Molecular function (GO): glutamine synthetase activity
Source: RefSeq, a predicted model, not a curated record
AGGCAUCUUGAGAUCUACCUGGUCCCGAUCCGCCUAUUCCGAGAUCCUUUUCUGCGUGACCCGAACAAACUGGUUCUCUGUGAAGUGGUAGACAUUAACAAGUCGCCUGCAGCUUUUAAUCAGCGUUCCAAGUGUGUGGAGGUCAUGAGGCAGGCGGCAAGAUUCGAGCCCUGGUUCGGGAUGGAGCAGGAGUUCACGCUCAUCGAUUUAGACUCCAGGCCGUACGCAUGGCCCGGCAACGGGUUCAUACCAGCGCGAGUGUCCUGUGGUGUGGGUCUGAACAAAAUCUACGGCAGAGACGUCAGCAUCUGUCACCAUAAAGCCUGCUUGUACGCUGGAAUAAAGGUGUUUGGAACCAACGCUGAGGCUCUGCCCUCGCAGUGGGAGUUCCAGGUCGGCCCGUGCGAGGGGAUCGAGAUGGGAGAUCAUCUGUGGAUGUCCCGUUACAUUCUGCAUCGUGUGUGUGAAGACUUUGGGCUCGUCGCCUCUUUAGAUGUCGUACCGGUAAAGAGCAUCCACGUGACGUCAGGAUGCCACGUGAACUUCAGCACCAAAGAGAUGAGGAGUGAAGGAGGGCUCAGAUAUAUUGAAGAUGCCAUCGAGAAGUUGAGCAAGCGUCACCACCAACACCUCCAAGUGUACGACCCUCGCCAGGGCAGAGACAACAUGUCUCGUCUGAUCUCUCACCCCACCACCUCCAGCUUCACUCAGUUCUCCAGCGCCGUCGCCGAGCGGAACGUCAGUGUUCGUAUUCCGGGUCUGGUCAGUCGGAGAGGCUGCGGAUACUUGGAGGACCGACGACCAGCCUCCAACUGUGACCCCUACACUGUCACUGCGGCUCUCAUUGAAACGUGUCUGCUGGACAGCCUUGAGCAGGAAGAAGGACGGCGACUGGAGCGUGAAGAUCAGGCAAUUGUGGGUCAAUGA